UUUGGGACUGAAGCUGCUGCUGCAAUUGAGCUAAAAUCUGUCGACAGUCUUUAAAUCGAAAUGGAGAAAAAUGCAAACCUGCAUCGAGACACUGACGGGAGCUCUUUGUGUGCCACGAUCGCGGGGGAGAUGGGCGACGUUACGGCUGUCGGCGGAGUGAAAGGAGCAGCCGACAAAUGCAAGAAUAGUGAGGCUCCUCUCAGUACUUUGGUUAACGUUAGUUGUAAUAACAGCACCACUAAUGUUAGUGCUCCCAGCGCCGUUAAUGUCAUCUCCACUGCCGGGAAGUCCGGCGUGCCAGAAGUGAUCCAAGUCCCCCCGGUGCAGGAGGAUGCGAAGAAGGACACCUCGACGAGCGGUCCGGGGUCCGGGGAUCAGAUCAGUAACGGGAUGGGACAUGACUCGGUGCUGGCUGCAGAAGAUAGCGAGGGUGGUGCCCCAAAGUUAGUAAACAACAAAAGCGACGGCUCGUCCACACCUCCCGCUGAGGAGGGCACAGAUGUGCAGGCUGAGGUUUCGGCUGGUGGAGAAAGUGAACCGACAAAACUUGCCAAACCGACUCAUCUGUGUCCGGACAAUACAAUCACAGCAAACGUCAAAACGGGGCUGUCCGGCGAUCACACCUUAUCGGAGGGAUUGCCGAGUGGGAGUGACCCCGAUCCCAGCCUCGGUGGAGAGUCCCGGAGCAUAGAUUCACUCGAGUCAUUCUCCAACCUCAACUCCUGCCCCAGCUCAGACCUGAACAGUGAGGGGCUGGAGGACAGGGGACUGGCCCUCGCCCUGCAGGGCGAGUACGGGGCUGAUGGGACAAAGACUUCGUGCGCUAAGGACCGGGCCGCCGGCCAGUCCAUAUACCACAUUAAGUGGAUCAAGUGGAGGGAGGAGAAUACGCCGAUCAUCACCCAGAACGAGAACGGCCCAUGUCCAUUACUGGCAAUUAUGAAUGUCCUUCUGCUUGCAUGGAAGGUUAAGAUGCCACCUAUGAUGGAAAUUAUAACUGCUGAGCAACUGAUGGAGUAUCUCGGAGACUACAUUCUGGAAACCAAACCUAAAGAGAUAUCAGAGGCUCAGCGGCUAAACUAUGAGCAGAACAUGAGUGAUGCCAUGGCAGUGUUGCACAAGCUGCAGACAGGUCUGGAUGUGAACGUAAAGUUCACAGGGGUGCGAGUCUUCGAGUACACCCCAGAAUGCAUUGUGUUUGAUCUGCUCGACAUACCUCUCUACCACGGCUGGCUGGUUGACCCCCAGUUUUUUUUUUUUUUUUAUCGUUGUUUGCAGAUGCAUGACAUUGUCAAGGCAGUGGGCAACUGCAGCUACAACCAGCUGGUGGAGAAGAUAAUAUCCUGCAAACAGUCAGACAACAGCGAGCUGGCAGGGGAAGGCAUCGUGGCAGAGCAGUUUCUGAGCAGCACAGCCACACAGCUUACAUACCACGGCCUGUGCGAGCUCACAUCCACAGUACAAGAGGGAGAGCUCUGCGUCUUCUUCAGGAACAACCACUUCAGCACCAUGAUCAAAUACAAGGGCCAGCUGUACCUCCUGGUUACAGACCAAGGUUUCCUGACAGAGGAGAAGGUUGUCUGGGAAAGUCUGCACAAUGUCGAUGGAGACGGCAACUUCUGUGAUUCAGAGUUCCGGUUGCGGCCUCCGUCUGAUCCAGAGACUGUGUACCGCGGCCAACAGGAUCAGAUAGACCAGGACUAUCUGAUGGCGCUGUCGCUGCAGCAGGAGCAGCAAAGCCAGGACCUACAGUGGGAGCAGCUCCCAGAGGGCAUCAGUGACCUAGAGCUGGCAAAAAAGCUUCAGGAGGAGGAGGACCGACGAGCCUCCCAGUACUACCAGGAGCAAGAGCAGGAGCAGGCGGCAGCAGCAGCAGCACAGGCACAGCAGGGCCAGCAGGAGCCUGCCGAGGGAGAUGAGGCGGACAGAGGAGGAGGAGGAGGAGGAGGAGGAGCAGGAGCAGGAGCAGGCGGAGCAGCAGCCGGCGCUGGGACGGCGGCAGCAGCCGGAGCCACACCCAGCCCGGGAAAACAGUCCUCGAGCGGGGAGCGGAAAGCCAAGAAAGAAUCGAAGGAUAAAGACAAAUGUGUUAUUUUGUAACAUACAGCGUGUCUGUGUGAGUGUGAGUGUUUUGUGCAUUUGCUUAUCUGUGAGACAGGGGACAGCAUUUGUUUCUCCAUGGACUGGACACGCAACGCGUGGCCCCAACUUGACAACAAACAAGGGAAGGAGACGUUUUGAGGAGAGAUGCGACUAGACUAACAGAGGAUUUGCUGUUCCCAAACCACUGGUGCCUGCUAUCCUCUAUCCUCAGUGGAACCUGGACAUCAGAGGAAGGGACACAACAACAACGACAACAACAACAACAACUACCCCUUAUCUUUCAUAGAGUCGGCCAAACUUUGUUACAAGUUGCACAGUGCACUAUAUUUGUGAUGUGGGGUCAAGUUUAUUCGGGGUGGUAUAUUUUAUAGCAAAAGACAUAAUCUGAAGAAACAAAAUGUCACCCUCUCACCAUGUUCUUACAAAAACAAUCAUUUCAUUCAUUUUUCAUUAUUACAGCAGCUUAUAAGCUUUUUUGUACGUAUCAAUAUUUACAAAGCGUAUAUAGUCAGACCCAGGGUUUUUAAGUUGAUGCCAAGAUUCACAUUUUAUUUAUGUGUCUUUUGGGAGAGGUAUAAUUUUUUUCUGUAAGCCAAGAGGGAUUUUCUCAUAAUAUUGCCUGUUGGAAAUCAGUGUAACACUAUUUGUGUCCCCUCCGAAACACUAUGUUCCCAAGGGUUAAUUCAUGCCAGAUAGCUGCCAGACACUGAAGCUAUGGGACAGUACUCAUCACAGCUCGCCCUGUUCAGAUUUGCCUUACCACAGUACGGCAGUGUGGUAUUCUGCUCUGUCUGAAUGUGAAUGUGUGUUUGUUUUCUUGUGUAUGGUGUGUACAGUACACCUGUGGUAUCCAUGUCUCUUUCACUGAGAAUCAAGGCUCAAUUUGAAAAUAGCCAAAUCUUUUACGCUGGGUUAGUUCAGCUACAAAUUCAGGACAUUUAAUGUCUUUUAUGUUGCGAUUUUAAUUCACAAAAAAACAUUUUAGACAGUCAAACUGAGAACAAUGUUGAGUAUUUUUUCCGAGAAUUUUUAUGUGAAUCUGAAGUUGUUUCUUUGCGAGACACAACUAGCUUUUGGCAGUUUAGAUUUUUGUUAGAGUGCACCCAGUUUUGAGUGUGUGGUAGUUCUGAAAGGCCCUUUUCUUUCUCACAGUCUCUUCUGGCAGCUUCCUGAAGAGCUGCAGUGUGUGUGUGCGAGUGUGUGUGCGAGUGUGUGUGCGUGUGUGUGUGUGUGCGCGCGUGCGUGUGUGUGUGUGUGCAGGCACUAUCAUUAUCUCCUCUGUUAGGAUCUGGAUGUAGAAGUUACAGUGCGGUUUUUGAGAAGACAUACCACAGAAUUCAGUCAUUUGUCCGCAAUGUUCCUCUAAACUAGGAAAGUUCAGUAGGUGAACGUGUAUGAUUCUUUUCCACAAACAUGAUCCCCAAAAUCUGUUAUGCCCCCAGAAAUUUUUCAUGGUGUUGGGCCAUUGAAAAUCUUGGGGUGACAAACCAAAACCAAAAGCCAUAACUGAAUUUCAAGAACUCUAUUUUGCUAAAAAAAAAAAAAGUGACUGGCGUCUGGAGACUGGCUUGCUCAGUGUGUGUUGAGUAAAUUGUAGUAAAACAAGGUGCUCUGUGGUGGCCUAAAUGCUUCAAAAACAGAGACAAAAGGAACGAGCUUACUGAAAAGAGUUGGGGUGGUCGGUUGAGGUGGUAACGGGCACUCUUGUGUCAGAGAGGAAAAGUAGGAAAGUAUAGAAAGAUAGAAACACAUCAAACCGGCCACAAGAGGGGGUGACCGUGUGAAAAAAAAUGUAUCCAGAAAAAAACACUGGAUUUUCAAAUUUAACGCCAUGGCUUUCUCUGACCCGAAUGAAGAAACUGAUUUUGCAGAUUCUUUAUUAACAGUUAAAAUGACUAAUUAUCUGAUCUGCAUUUAUUAAUACCAGUACAGUUGGUUAUGGGUAACCAGAGAACUCAGAAAAUCCCUGUGCCAGUUUUUCCCCUCGCCAACAUUUUGCCAAAAUUGGGAGCCUUAUUUCGCUGAUUCCCAAAAGGCUAAUGUAACAAUAGAUUUCUUAGGUUGUCUUGUUUCACAAAAUACAAAUAUCUUCACUCUAGUUUAAAAACUGAGUGCGCCACAGCCUCUUAAGACACUUUUCCAUUGCACAAUAAACUGCUAACACCCGCUAACAUCUGGCGUUUUAAUGCAAUGGGAAAGGUAACAAAAGGCAUUUUUACUCGCGCUAAAUGACUCUGCAGUAGUCACAGGUAUUUAUCGGCUCCGGCUCAGAUUGGCAUUGAUGGUAACACAACACCUGGGUAAACACACCAAUUUUAGCCCCUUCACCGGCGAGAUGCAAUGACAUGCUGACACCCCCCUCCAUGUCUGCCCAAGCAGCGCUCAAACAUCAAUCCAAAUUAGUCUGUACCAAGUUUGAAAGAGAGAUUAAAUACACACACAUGCUUGUCUGCUGCAGAGCUGUGUACACAGCUCUAGUCUUCUGUCUAUAGUCUGUUCUUAGUGCGUUUACCAGUGUUUAAAAAAUCCACGUACAUGCGUUAAUUUAGUAGAAAGGGGGUUUUAGAAAGGAGUAUGAUCUCCUGUUGGGAACCUGACUUGUUUCACGCUAAAGCUGUGCUGAGUAGUUAUUUUUUCAUUCCUUGUGCUCCAGUUUUUCGAACAUUAAUCUCAAAGUUGAUCUCAAAGUUUUUUCUGGAGCCAUUCUGAGUAGAAAUAUACAAAUGUCAUAACAAAAAAGGUAAAUUAAUCUGUUAUUCUGGAAAAUAAUAAUGAAAGUUAACAUACUGAGCUGUCCUGGGGGUAUAGGAUAAACAUCCUGAAUUCUGUGGUAUCACCUUUUAAAUUUUCACUGCAGCGUGCAAACACAUGAUGUACAUAUUUACCUAAUGCAUUCUUAUAAUGGAUUUAGCUAGUGGUUUGUGCCAUUAUUGUACCAUGGGACUGCCUCCUGAGAAACUUUUCUAUCUAUACAUUCCAAGUGGAUGCCUUGACUCAAGCCUUCUGUUACAGACUGAGGGAGACAGUCGUUGUAGGAGGUCUUUUCAGAGCUCGUAAAGCAGUCUCCAUUAUUUCGUUCAGUGAGAACAAAUCCACUGUCAGGACAGGACGAUUACAUGGAGGCAGCAGGCUACCUACUGUGUGGGAACUUUUUCUUACGGGCUUCAUAUGAUGGCUGGAGUUUGAGCUCCGUGUUUGUUUGGCCCGAAAGAGGCUGUGUUUUGUAUAUAUAUAUAACGCCUUACAACAUUUCAACAUAUUUUAUAGGACAAAAGGAAGCAGGCGUAUUACCAGAACGAGACAAUCCAUGCAUUUCUUCACACGGCAUCAGAAACACUCUCAGGCCUUUUGUGAAGGGACAUAUCCUCCUAGUGUCUUUUAUGUAUCGGCACAGUUCCUCGGCCUGUAGUCACUUUCUUAGACGCAACUUUAGGUAUCUGCUCAUGUAUGCACACAACUAUUUUGACACAUUGAAGGACUUUAACACUAUUUUAUUUAAGACCCUCAUUGUUGAACUUCAGACUAAAAAGAACUAUGAAUAAAGCUGCUCCUCUUGUGUUAACUUAGACUACCUGAUUACAAAUAAAAACCUUGAACAGGGUUAAGAAACAUUAAUUAUGCACACUUUUUUGUGACUCCUUAGCAGUUUUUUCCCCCCAUGCAGCUCAAAUAACAUGUUCAUACAGUGAAAGCAAGAAGGCAGAGGGGAAGCUUUUGGCAACAUUGUGCUAUAUUUUUGUCUGUCUUUUCACCUCAUUUAUGUCUCAGCCCAGCAAGUGAACAUGCUGAUUAAACAUUCCAGUGGAAGUUUAAAAAAUGUAACUUCACUUCGGGCAUGGGGAAAUUUGAUGCUGGUUGGCGUUCGAGCAAAAAGAGCGCGGAGUGACACAUGCCACACAUUUUUAUUAUUAUUUCAGACGUACUACUGUGCAUUAGCUCGCUGUCCCUAGUCAUUACUACAGAUAUUUUUGUUGUAAAGUGUUUCACCCUAUAGCUCCUAUGAUGAAUUGAUGAGAAGGAUAUUGUGUGUUCAGUGUCUCCAAGUGGUUUUUAUUGUAAGCCUUGUACAAGUGAUGGUGGGGUAAAUGCUGUAAAAUUAGUGUUCUGACAAGGUGGUUGUUGAACAAAUAGUCGUUGUAAUUGGUUUUGCACUGUUACAUUGAUAUGCACUAACAGAAGAGAAACAUACCUCAUUUUAUACAGAACAUAAAAUUGUGCACGAGUGCUAUUGUCCUUUGGGUACCUUUAAAAACUGGCCAAAAGAAUUAUCUCAAUGUGGUUGUGGUGUGUUAAACCAGCUUAAUAAUAUUCAUUUGUAAAAGUUUGAAAGGGCUGUUUAUUUUUCUUUUUCUUUUUUUUUUUGGCUUAAAAUGAGCGUACAUUUGUUGGAAAAUAGUACCACUUCAAUAGGACUUGCUGCAAUUUGAUAUAUUCAGGUUAGUGGUACACCUAUACCAGAAAAAAAAGGCUACCAAAACAAAGGCCCAAGUACCAGCACACAGCUCAUAGAUGCUGAGGAAGUUGUGAAUUACAACAAUGGAUAGAUGGAUGUCAUUCGAAUGGUCUAACAGCAGCAGUUUUUAUACAAAGUAUGGAAGAAAACACUGGUACUCCACUCAAGCAGCAAAAAAUGGUGUAGGUGCACCCCUAAUUCAGGUAGUUGUUUAUCCAAUCCAUUAUUUAAGUACACAACAAACAAAAAAGGGGAAAAGGCUGCUUUCUAAGGCUCGAGUGUUGUCAUCUAUGUAGCAGUGGGAAAUGUUCAUUCUUGUUGUAUGAAUCACACAUCCAGAGUGCUGAGCAGUCUACUAAAGGGAGACGUUUUCUUUAAUGCAAUAUCAAACUUCCAGAUUUUACUUUGUGGUGCAUGUAUAGCGUGGGCUGAAAAGGAGGCCAGAGUAAAAAAUUUGAUUAUUAACUACCCUGAGACCAUCAUUUCCACUGUAUGGCCCAUUGUGUUUAUAUUUCACAUGAAACAUACAAGUAAAAGGAAGGUGUUUGUGAAUAUGGGAGGUUACUCAUUUGUGUUGAUUUCAAUGUUCAUCUAUUUACAUAAAUGACCAAAUAAUGUAUGUAGCCUUUCACAUCACAGUCACACAAUGUAUAUGGUGAUAUAUAUAUAACAAAAUGCCUUAUAGACGAGGGACAUUCAACCUGAUUAGAAAUACCAGGAUAAUAAAAGACUAAGAUCAA
Molecule: messenger RNA, 7296 nt
Organism: Plectropomus leopardus (leopard coralgrouper)
Lineage: Eukaryota; Metazoa; Chordata; Actinopteri; Perciformes; Serranidae
Source: RefSeq, a predicted model, not a curated record